Molecule: messenger RNA, 3402 nt
Organism: Miniopterus natalensis
Lineage: Eukaryota; Metazoa; Chordata; Mammalia; Chiroptera; Miniopteridae
Gene: LYPD6
Product: LY6/PLAUR domain containing 6
Biological process (GO): positive regulation of canonical Wnt signaling pathway
Molecular function (GO): acetylcholine receptor inhibitor activity
Source: RefSeq, a predicted model, not a curated record
ACACGCCGGGGGCGCCGCAGUGUUCGUGGGAUGGGGCAGAGGGCUGCCGCUGGCGGCCGGAACCUGCACGCAGCCUGGGUGCGAGCUUUCUCCUGUUGUCCCGAGUCCCCGCUCCCGGGUGCCCUGUAUGAGUGACACCUCGGCCUGCCAUGGAACCUGGCCCUGCCCUGGCCUGGCUCCUGCUCCUGAGCCUGUUGGCUGAUUGUCUGAAAGCUGCACAGUCCCGAGACUUCACAGUGAAAGACAUUAUCUACCUCCACCCUUCAACCACACCAUAUCCUGGUGGAUUUAAGUGUUUCACCUGUGAAAAGGCAGCCGACAAUUAUGAGUGCAACCGAUGGGCUCCGGACAUCUACUGUCCUCGAGAGACCAGAUACUGCUACACUCAGCACACAAUGGAAGUCACGGGCAACAGCAUCUCUGUCACCAAACGCUGCGUCCCGCUGGAAGAGUGCCUGUCCACUGGCUGCAGGGACUCCGAGCAUGCCGGCCACAAGGUCUGCACUUCCUGUUGUGAAGGAAAUAUCUGUAACCUGCCACUCCCCCGAAAUGAAACUGAUGCCACAUUUGCCACCACGUCACCCAUAAAUCAGACAAAUGGGCAGCCACACUGCGUGUCAGUGAUAGUGUCCUGCCUGUGGGUGUGGCUGGGACUCACGUUAUAGCAGCUCAACGGCUCAAUGUGUAGUAACGCUCCUUGGGGAUCUCGAGGGCCCACAGUCUUGCAUGAGUCAUUGGCCUGCCAACAGUACACAUGUGAAACCACAGCACUCAAGGACGUCUUCCUGGCCAGCAUUCCCGCUUCCCAUGAGGAACGAGCAUUGCUUCAGUGUAGUCACUUCAAGUCCAAGGCCUCAUCAAAGCCAGCCUGCCCCUAAAAUAGAUUGAGUUCUAUACCACAAACCUUUGUUUUCAUUCCAAGAAAUAGUACUGCAUUUAUUGAGAUGUGGGCUCUUAACUUGGAAUCUGCAUGAGCCACAGGAGGUCUUGGGACCCUCUGAGAUGUUAUGCGACAUGAAUAGUUGUGAGUUUUCAAGAGAAAGUUAAAGGACCAUUGGUUUAAAUAUAAUCAUGAACUCACUUAUAGCUUUAGAUUUUAAAACUUUAAUUGCAAAAUGAAUGAACUGUUUCCUCGGAGAUCCCUACUGAGUCCCUAGAAAAGUAGUGAGCAAAUUGUCCAAUUUAAUUUUUCUAGCAUUCUUUCCCCAGUGGUGGGGAUCAUGUUCCCUCUGCUCUGUGUGGAAGAUAAAAAGGCAAUCAUAAAAGUUUGUUGUUGGGGAGAGGGGACUGGAGAAGGAUUUUUCCUAAUUUAUAGAACUGGCAUCUGUAAAGUGGCUAUUUGUCCCUUCCUCUAGUUGGGGAGAUUGGGCUUGAUUUGGCACCUUGUUGUUCUCCACGAGAUCCUGGUUCUACUUUGACCAAUGGGUGUUCAAGGAGUCCUGCAGUAGGAUGGGGUCAUCUCUUCCAGUCAUGGAGUUCUAUUCAGACAUAGCUGAUUUAGGCAGAGAGAGGACUUUAAAAUGAAAGGAAGGAGAAUGAACUAGGUUGGUCCUAGUUAAUUGUGAGAAUCCAGCCAGAUCUUCCUCCAUCAGCAAGUCAUGUUGCCCAAGAACCCUCUCUAUUCUUCCUCUUUCAAAUCCCCAGUGUCUUUAGGGGGAAGGUUCUACAUUAAAUUGUCUGGAGAUUAAUAGGGAAAGAAGACAUAAUAUUGUAGGGUGAAAAGUAGUAGACCAAUGGGGUGGUGGUGAGAAUAGUAAGGAGACCCAGUGGGAAGUUUUGAUUUCUUUUAGUUGGUUGCUUUUGAAGUAGACAGUAAAGAUUCCACCAUCCUUCCUAUAUUUUUGGCACCCCAAGUUACAAUUUUUUCUUCUUCCUUGUAAAUCAUUUAUACAAUAUUUAUUUUUGUAUGGCAUAACUAGAAACUAAAAUAUAUUGUAAAAGAUUCUUUAUUCUGAACAAAACGAUCAAAUCAGAAUACUUAUUUUUCAACAGUGGUAGAGCUUGUAAUAUAUGUGCGGUGAACAUUAUCUAUAAUACUUGCACCAGUGUUGAAAAAAGUUACUUCUGUUGUGAGCAAGAGUAAUGGGUUGGCUUCAAGGUUUUGCUCAUGGUUUCCUCAGUGGUUGUGACCAUCACUGGUAUGUGUUCCUCUGCAGGGUUAUGGGGCAUAAUUGCAUGAAAUUUGGUGGAGGCAUGGUGGAUGAAGAGGACAGUGAUGUCAGGGUCCAUCUGCUCUGCACAGGAAAAUAUCUCUGGCUCAUAAAAUGAGACCUCCUCAGGGACCAGAUAUGAACUGACAGUGGUAACUCUGAUACACAAUCAUCUAAAUUGCAUCAUAUGGCCUUAAAUCAGAGUUUGGCAGGCUUUUCAAUAAGUUGCUUAUAAUUGGGGUGGGGAAUUACAGGGAGAGAGAGCAAGACAUUUAUUAAGCACCUCUUAUGUGCCAGGCACUAUGCUAAGCACUUUACAUAAGUUAGAUCAUGUAACUCCUACAAGAACCAUAUAAGGAAAAUUACUGCUAUUUAUACUUUAUAGAUGAAGGUACCAAGGGUCUAAGAAGCUCAGUAACGUGAAGCCUUUUCCUUCUGAUUUAGGAUAUAUGGGAUGAGAUGGGAUUGAAGAGGGAGGGGAGGUAGAAUUACCACCCCUAGGAAAAUUUGCAGGCUUGACUUCAUGGGAAUUUGGCCAUUUUAUCACUCGGAGUUUGUCCAGUCCUGCCUCUGCAGGGUGCCAUUUGCAUGUGUUCCCAGAUGUUUUUCCUUUGGGGGGUGAAGGGAUGGUUUCCUCAUUCAUUCCUCUUGCUAAAAGAGGAGACAGGUUGAUUCUACACGUAAAGAUGCCAUAAGACAAUGAAAAUGGGAUGUUGUACAUAUCUACAAAUACAUUUUGUGCAUGGUCACUCUCCGCUGACACCUUUCACGUACUGCAUGAGAAUUCAAUAAGAGACAAAGUCCAAAUGUUGGUUCUUAAUGAGAAAAUAAACACUCUAAUGCCUCCCGGGCUGGUGUGCAGGGCGCAGGUCCACAAGGGCAUCAUCUGCUACCCAGGGGGAACAAUGUGGCUGUGUGCACCCUGUAUGCCUGGUCAGAAUGGCUGGUGUUUUAUUCUCUGAAAAGAAAGUGAUUUGCUUGCCAUCCCAGCCUCAAGGAGCCAAGGAAGGGUCGUUAAUGUGGAGGACCCAGGACUGGUCAUCCAUCUGACUUUUCUACCACAUUACACCUCCCGAUAAAUCCCACCACUGGUGAUGGCUUGAAGUGCAAAGAGCCAUGAAGUGUAUAUGAACUUAUGUGCCACUUAUUUAUUUUUAGACUCCCCACAGCAUUCAUGUCAAUAUGGGAUUAAUGCCUAAAUUUUGUAAAUAUUGUACAUUUUGUAAAUCAAUGAAUAAAGGUUUUAAGUGUA